AUGGAGGAGACAAGGAGUCCUACGGGACAGGCGCCGAUCGCGUCCUUCGCCUUGAACGUGAUUGUCAACCCAAAGAAUCCUCGUCUAGACAUCAUCUUUGUGCAUGGCUUCAACGGCCACCCUGAACGAACCUGGACGGAUAAGACCGUCGAAGCUACAUCCAUGAACGAGCCUCGCAGCGACGAGCAUCAAGGUCGCCCAUUAAAAUUUCGAAAACUAAAGCCAGGAUCGAAACAAAUAAGUGCCGUUUCUCAUGAUGGUCCCAUUUGCUGGCCCCGGGAUUUGGUUCCUGAAGUCGUCCCCGAUGCACGAGUCUUGAGUUAUGGUUACGAUGCCAAAAUCCAGCGACUAUUUGGGCCGCCCGUCAGCACACACACCGUGUACGACAUAUCCAAUGAUUUCUCUAUCGCACUCGAGGCUAAACGACAAGAUGAGCCGGACAGGCCCAUCAUAUUCAUUGCUCAUAGUCUUGGGGGAAUAAUUGUCAAGGACUUGCUUCGUAGGUGCGGCCAGUCCUUCAACCAGAGUCAGAUACAUAUUCGUCCGAUUUUCGAGUCUACUAUCGGUAUCAUCUUUUUCGGUACCCCACACUCCGGUGCAGAUCCGGGGGGCUCACUUCUUCACUUUGGAGAAAGAGUUCUCAAAGCUCUGGGUCAUUCUGUGAAUGAAAAUGUUAGGGCUUCCCUUCUCCCAACAUCAGAUCGCCUACGCGAGUUGCGGGACGUUUUCGGGCCAAUGGCUCGUGAGCGCCGGUGGAAGAUACAUUCCUUCCAAGAGCAGUACGGCUUCAAGACACUUGGUGGCCAGAAGGUUGUGGAGGAUACUUCCUCUUAUGUGGAUAUUCCCGAUCUUGAGAUAGUGGAACAUAUCAAUCAAGAUCACAGCAAGAUGUGCCGCUUCUCUAGAGUAGACGACCCCGAAUUCAGGAAAGUUGACGCAGCCCUGAGACGAAUGCUACUGGAUAUGCCAGAGAAAGAAAGCGAGCCACAAGUGUCGGCCUUCGCGAGGCCAUCUCUCACAGAAGGGCAAAAAGCAGAUAUCUUGGAAUCACUCAAAUUUGACCAAAUCGAUUCACGGAUUCUAACAAUUGAAAAGGCCCACAGCAAGACAUGCAGAUGGAUACUUCUCACUCAAGAAUAUCGCGAUUGGACCAACCCCGAGAAAGCCUGUGCCCAUCAAGGCUUUCUGUGGAUGAAAGGAAACCCGGGGACUGGAAAGUCUACUUUGAUGAAAUUUGCUUAUAUCGAGGCCAAAAAGAACAGAAAGAAGAACAGAUUCAUAUUUAGCUUCUUCUUCAAUGCACGGGGGACACCGCUGGAGAGAUCAACAACUGGGAUGUACCGGUCAUUACUCGUGCAAAUUCUCGAACAAUUUCCACAUCAAAAGUGCAUAUUCGACUCGCCUGAAUUGGGCACUAGGAUUGGGCCUAGCCCGACAUGGGCCAUCGAACCUCUGAAAGAACUGCUACUACAGGCCCUUCUAACAUUAGGAGAAAUGUCCAUCGUAUUCUUCAUCGACGCUCUAGAUGAGUGUGAUGAGGAUAAGAUUCGAGACAUGAUCAAGUUUUUCGAAAAUAUAGGACAGGAGCAUCCGUCGAUAAAUUUAAGCAUAUUCUUCUCCAGCCGACAUUAUCCACACAUCACCAUCAAUUUUGGCCUCAGCUUAUGUCUUGAGGAGCAAGAUGGCCACAGUAGCGAUAUAACAAACUAUAUCCAGAGUGAACUCAGGAUCGGCAAAAGCAAGAUGGCAAAAGAAAUACGCGAGGAAGCUCAAAAAAAAGCCCGUGGUGUUUUCAUGUGGGUUGUUCUUGUUAUGGCUAUUUUGAACAAGGAAUAUGACAGCGGCAAUAUGCAUUCACUUAAGCGGCGCUUAAAGGAUCUUCCCAGUGAUCUUCACAAAUUAUUUGAAGACAUCAUCUUGCGAGACGACCGAAACCGAGACAGCAUGCUUUUAUGCGUCCAAUGGGUUCUCUUUGCCAAGACACCUUUGAGUCCAGAACAACUUUACUUUGCUAUCCGAUAUGGCCUUGAAUCUAGUCUUCCAGAGCCUUGGGAUCAAGACGAAAUCACCCGAGAUACCAUCAAAAAAUUUCUACUCCAUUCAUCCAAAGGGCUCGCUGAAGUUACCAAGUCGAGACAGCCUACUGUCCAAUUCAUUCACGAGUCUGUCCGGGAGUUCUUCCUCAAGAACACUGAUUUGGCAAAGAUCUGGCCUGAAAUCGGUCCAAGAUUUGAGGCCAAUAGCCAUGAAAAGCUGAAACACUUUUGCCUGAGCUAUAGUAAGCCUGAGUUGGUAUUCUUCUACUCCUUUGGCCAAAACCCUACAAUGUCCAUGGCAAAGCUAGAUAUCUUAUUCCCUUUGCUCAAAUACUGUGUUCAAAAUAUUAUCCACCAUGCCGACAUGGCAGAGAAUGGGGGUGUUGACCAGCUUACGUUCAUUUCUUGCUUUGACCGAUCUGGAUGGAUCAGGAAAAACAAUAUCUAUCAGAUCCACCAAGUACGGCAAUAUACACCGACGGCGAGCUUGCUGUAUAUAUUGGCUGAGGCAGAUGCAUCUCGUCUGAUCCAGCAUUGUUCCUCGGAUGAGACUUUAACGACGCCCCCCUGCCUUAAGUUAGAGGACGAGCGAUACGGUUGUCCAUUUUUCGCUUCAAUUGCUACGAAGAGCUUCAGGGCUUGCAACAAAUUCUAUGAUUUGAUGGCUCCAUCCCAGUUAGGCAAGGACGUGACCUUGUCAGAAGAGGCUGCAUCUCCCCAUCAGAAAAGGCCAAUCUUCGCGCUGAGUCGCUCAUUCAAAUUCUCAAAAAAGAAAACGUUUUUGGAACAAGCAUUUGAAGUUGGGAACGAGGAUCUGAUUUUAUUUUUUCUUCAGCGUGAGAUGCACUUAUUCAAGACUAUUAAUUAUGACGCCACCAAUCUCUUACGGCUUUCUGCUGUCCAAGGUCGUACGGAGACGUUAAAGUUCUUGUUAGAAAACUCCAAUGCCAACCCAGAAUCAAAGGAUGCAUCUGGGGUGACCCCGCUCAUGUCUGCUGCUUCAGGAGGCCAUGUCCAUGCCGUCCAAGCCCUCCUUGACAUAGGAAAGGUCAAUCCAAAUACGACAGACCUAUGGGGACACACCGCAAUCACACUUGCUAGCCUGGCAAACAAGCGUGAAGUCAUUGAGGUCCUCCUCAGGGCAGACAAGGUCGAUCCGAAUAUUGCAGACCAAACUGGAAGAACUCCUCUAUCAUGGGCUGCUCUAUUUAAUGACCCUAGGAUGACGAAAGCUUUUCUUGCAGCAGAUAAGGUUGAUCCGAACCUUGCAGAUGCAAAUGGCGAGACUCCUCUAUCAUGGGCUACUCGAGAUCUACAUUGUAACGUGGAGGUGAUUGAAGCUUUUCUUACGGCAGACAAUGUUGAUCCGAAUAUUGCAAACAUAUACGGAAGAACUCCUCUAUCAUGGGCUACUCGACAUUGUAACACAGAGAUAAUUAAAACCUUUCUUGCGUCAGAUAAGGUUGAUCCGAAUCUUGCAGAUAAAAAAGGCGAGACUCCUCUAUCAUGGGCUACUACGAUUCACCACAAGCCGAUUGUUGAUAUCCUACUAAUGUCACCUAAAGUUAAUCCGAGUCUUACAGAUCAUGCCUCCUGA
Messenger RNA from Clonostachys solani, 3633 nucleotides. The record is from the annotation of a GenBank genome assembly. Lineage: Eukaryota; Fungi; Ascomycota; Sordariomycetes; Hypocreales; Bionectriaceae.